Messenger RNA from Sorghum bicolor (sorghum), 869 nucleotides. Its product is annotated as translation initiation factor IF-2. Bases 152 to 679 code for a protein of 175 amino acids. NCBI's taxonomy places the organism in Eukaryota, Viridiplantae, Streptophyta, Magnoliopsida, Poales, Poaceae. The transcript has a single exon. The record is from RefSeq and is a predicted model, not a curated record.
GUGCGUGACAGCGUGAGCGUGCGCGCGUGCGUGUGCGUGUGGCACACAUAUAUAAAGAGGAAACGGCGAUUAGGAGAACGGGGACGGGAGCAGCGGUGCAGCAGCGGCGGGGGAGCCUAGUACUACGUCGAGCUUUGCCAGGUCGUCAACGAUGAUGAGUUCUCGCGCGGCGUCGGCGUCGGCGGCGGCGGUGGCCGGAGGCGAACAUCGCCGUCAGCACGCCACGGUGGGGUACGGUGGGCUGCCGCGGCCCAUCAGGCCUGUUCUGGGCGAAGCGGGCCCACGGCCUGGGACGCCGAGGCCGGGGGGUCCUGCUCCUGCAGCUGCAGCUGCAGGCGGCUCGCGCUCGUCGCCGUCGGGGCGCGUGGAGCGGUCCGAGUGCAACUGGUGGGGCGCUGGCGCGCGGCAGCACCAGCAGGCGACGGCCGCGGCGCCGCGGCGGCCGAGGAGCAGCAGGGGCGCGGGCGCAUGCGCGCGCGUGCCCACGGGGAAGGGGAACCGGGAGCUGGUGAGGCGGGCGCUCGCGCCGCCCGCCGCGCGCGGCCGGGGACGCGGCGGACCCGUCCUGAUGAGGAAGUGGAGCUUCCGGCCCGCGCCCAGCCGGCUGCGCAACGCGUCGGCGUCGUCGCUCUCCUCGCACUCGCAGUCCCCUGCCUCGCCACGGCCACGUCCGUCGUGAUCGAUCGUCGCGACCAAAUUCUUUGAUUCGUCUUUAGUGGAAAAGAAAUAUUUGAUCUGUACAGCAGUUUGUAGUUUUUUUUUUUUCUAAACGCAGUUCAGAAUUUUGACCAGCUUCUCAUGUUUAGUGGAAUGGUUGAUUGUACCUAGCAAUCGGUUUAUGCAAAUGCUUCAAUUCGGAAUUUCGGAUC